Messenger RNA from Paramecium sonneborni, 2279 nucleotides. The record is from the annotation of a GenBank genome assembly. NCBI's taxonomy places the organism in Eukaryota, Ciliophora, Oligohymenophorea, Peniculida, Parameciidae.
AUGGAAGUUCAAAAAGAUGCAUUCUCUCAAUUCCAAGAUUAUAAUCUAAGAUCUCCUGCUGAUUUUGAAAAAGCAGAAAAGCAUGGGGUAUUCCAUAAUCAUUAUUAUUAAAGAAAUCUCAAACUAUUUAUCAAAGCAUUAUACAGCAAUCAGAAAGAUGUUCAUGUUGUAAUAAUCCAAUUUAGACUAUUCCAUAUUCAAUUUCAUGCAAUUUAAAAGUUUUUAGUUAACAUGGAUAUGCUUUCAAAUAUUUCAACUAUAUUAAAUUGAACUUUCUGUUGUUAUUAAUAGGAUUGUAAAAUAUUAUUGUUUAUAUAGUCUUAUUUUUGGGAUAUAUAAUAUUUAAGAGAAUCUAAAAGGAAAUUAAUGUAACUAGCAUAAAGAUUGCAAAAAAAAUUUAAAUAAUUAUUCUUCCCUUCUAAAUAGAAUGGAUAAUGACUAGUAUAAAAUUUUAUUAGAUUUUCCAGGUUUUAAGAUAUUUAUUUAGACCUCUUGUAUUUUAUAGCAAUAUUAGUUUAAAUUUGUUUUAUUGGAUACAUUACUUAUUAUAAAAAUGCUUGCCUAAAUGUAGACAAUGAUUAAGAUAUCGAAAAGAUAAUAAAGUAUUGUUCUGUGAAAGUAUCUUAAAUUCCAAGAAAUUGGGAAAGGGAAAAGAUUUAAGAGUUUUUUAGUUAAGGAAUGUGGGAGAAAAAAAAAAUUAUUUAUAAUAUCCUUGAUAUUUGUAUGAUAUAUGAUCAUGAAUACUUGGAAAAUCAAUUUAAAUAAAAAAUAAAAUAAUAGUUAACAAUAAUUUAAAAUUAAAGCAUGUAAAUAUAUUUAGAUAAAAUAGAUCUUUGAAAGAAGUGAUAAGUAAAACUGUUAACAUUUAUAGUGUUCUUUAGGAUGAGACUUUAUUAAUGUUCAAUGGAACAGCUAUUAUUACUUUUACAAAUUAAGUAAUUUAUAUAAUUUAAAAAGGCUGAUUUAAUAAAAUUUGUAAAAUAUUUUAGAUGGGUUUUAAUACCUAAUAGUUUUAAAUUAGAAUCACCACCUAGACCUUCAGAUGUUAUUUGGCAUAAUAACUCAUCUUUUUCAAAACUAGAGUAUUUAAAAUUAUUCUUUAUUUGUUUUGGCUGGCUUCCUAUUAUUGGUAUUUAAGUUGCAAAAUACAAUUAUCUGUCAGAAAAUGGUAAUCCUGAUAGUUCUACUUCCUAUUAAAGUACUUUAUUAAGUUUAGCAAUUUCACUUCUUUUAUAUCUGCUUACCUAAUUUUGUGAAAAUUCAAUAUCUUAAUUUUUUAAUUUGAAAGAUUUUAAUUCAAAUCGUUAAAAGAAGAGAAUAUUUAUGCUUUUUAAUGAAACAAUAGUAAUUUAAUAUUUUUAUUUAAUUCCUCCAAUAUUUGUUGGAGUGUAUUCUGGUAGUGGAACUCGUCAAUAAAAACUUUGGAGAUCAGGAGGAUUAAGUGAAGAUAUAAUUUUUAUCUAAUUAUCAAACGCAAUCUUUCCUAUAAUUUUCAGUAUAAUUGAUGUUACAUAUGGAUUAUAAUUAUUAAAAAGAUUUUGGUUUAGAAAAAUUAAAAAGAAUUCUGAUUUAACUUAGAUUGAGGCAAAUCAAUUAUAUGAACGCUAACUUGAUUUUUAUAAAAAAAGGCUUUCAAUUACACAAUUAGUUUCAAUUUGCUGUUACUAUGGGUAUAUUUAUCCUAUAUGUUAUUUUAUAACUCUCUUAGCUCUUAUUGUUAUCUAUUGGAUAGAAAAAUAUAAUAUGAUUAAAAAUGGAGUAAGUUCUAAAAUUACAACCAAAUUCCAUAUAUCUAGAUAUAAUUUGCUUGCAUUUUUAAUAUUUUAAUUACUUUCAAACUAGAUUUUUCAUAUAGCAUUUUGGUAAUUUGAUUAUAAAAGUAUUACUAACUAUAUCUAUGCCAUUUAAUAUAUGUUUCUUAGUUAUAUUCUUAUAACAAAAAAAGAAUGUGUUAUAAAAAAAAGAAUUUAAAGAACUUAUGAUGAAAAAAUGCUUUAAGAAACACUUAAGUACUAUGACCUUUAUACGAAACAUAAUCCAAUAAUAAAUAAUCAAAUGUAAAUUUGUUUCAAUUCAAAUAUAAACUAAAAUUUUGAAGAAUUAGAAUAAUUAAUAAGAUAUUCAAGAUAAGAAAAAUUCUAUUCAUUACUUCAAUUAAAAUUAUAUAGAGAACUAGUAGAGGAAAGUGUAUGUAAAUCUUAUUUAUUUAGAAUUCAAAAGAUUAGGCCAGAAUACACCCUGGCUAAACUGAAAUAGUAUCCUUAAGAUUUUAAGAAUGA